Macrosiphum euphorbiae (potato aphid) is the source of this 909-nucleotide messenger RNA. The record is from the annotation of a GenBank genome assembly. Lineage: Eukaryota; Metazoa; Arthropoda; Insecta; Hemiptera; Aphididae.
AUGAGCAAUUAUACCACUCCGAAAAUACUGCGUUCCACAGCAAAAUUACCAGAAACACCUGCCUUGGAACGCAUUGGAUAUGGAACAGGUGUCGGUGUAUUCAAUUUGCAAAGAAAAGAUCAGUCUCCGUGGGCAGCAAAAAUUAUCAGUCGUAAUGCUGGUAGAGAUCGCAAACAGUUUAGCAAUCGUUUGCAACUGGAGGCCAAAGUAUUAUCGUCACUCAACCACCCUAAUAUAAUUGGCUAUAGGGCAUUUGUCAAAAGACCUGAUGGCCGAGAAGUACUAUUAAUGGAACAAUGUGAACAAAGCUUAAUCGAUUUGAUUGAAACGCGUAAGGAAGAGAAUCUUGGACCAUAUCCUGUAGAAUAUAUCACAAAAGUUGCUGUAGACAUUGCAAAAGCAUUAGAUUAUUUACAUUCAUCUUUAAUAUUACACGGAGACAUAAAAUCUGGAAAUAUUUUAGUGAAAAAUAACUUUGAGAUUGUAAAGCUUUGUGAUUUUGGUGUCAGUUUGCCAUUAAAAUUUGAUGGAACAUUGCAUAAAAUUAAAGGUUGUAAAGCAUUAUACAUUGGGACUCCUUGUUGGUCUGCUCCAGAAGUAUUGAAGGGUGAAGAAUGUAUGGGGGCCAUCAUCACAAGUAAAGCUGAUAUUUUCAGCUAUGGUUUGGUACUUUGGGAAAUGAUGACUUUAUCGUUUCCAAACUCAAGUACUGCAAUUAAUGAAUCAUAUUACACUGGAUUCAGUGAAGACAUGGACGCCCAUUUAGGUGAAACACCACCAUUGCCUGAUAGUUUGGUAAGUGAUCCAAGAUACAAACAAAUUAUUGAGCUGUUUAAUAUGUGUACAAUGCAAGAUUAUAAAAAGCGACCUACAGCAAAACAGAUUUUACGGUUUAUGGGUAUUUACUAA